Messenger RNA from Juglans regia (Persian walnut), 828 nucleotides. Its product is annotated as protein FAR-RED IMPAIRED RESPONSE 1-like. The record is from RefSeq and is a predicted model, not a curated record. NCBI's taxonomy places the organism in Eukaryota, Viridiplantae, Streptophyta, Magnoliopsida, Fagales, Juglandaceae. The transcript has 3 exons. Bases 1 to 828 code for a protein of 275 amino acids.
AUGGGACCUCCGAGACCAUUUAUCGCUACAAGUUCCGUAACGAGGGCAAGAGUUGGUCAAAAAGAUAGACCCGUUUGUCUAGAAACUGAAGCGCCAUGUACUUCUCCUAAAGUAGAUGAAGAAAUUGUGUUGGAUAGACUAGAUGAACAGAAAACUGACGAUGACACUACUAGUACACCACAGGUAGUGUCAUCGUCAGAUGGUGAUGACAUCACUGAGGAGCCAAAGUCGGAGAUGGAGUUCAAUUCGUUUGAAGACUCGUUGAGCUAUUAUAAGCAUUAUGCUAAAAAAUGCAAGUUUGAGGUGAUGACACAAAUGAGUGAGAGAUCAGAGGAUCAAAGUGUCAGAUAUGUCACCCUUGGUGUGCACGGGAAGGGAAGGCCCAGAAUAAGAGUUUCAAUCUUGCCAACCCACAUCCGACGGGAACAACGGACUGUAAGAGAAGUGAGCGAGACCAUGAAAAGAGUCCUAGACACAAAUGACUUAGCUGGCAUUCGACUGAAUAAGAGUUACGGAUCACUUGUCGUUGGCUCAGGUGGCUUCGAGAACCUCCCAUUUUUGAAAAAUGAUUGUUGCAAUUACAUCUACAAAGCACGACAUUUACAACUUGGUGCGGGUGGUGCUAGAGCACUUCGAGAUUAUUUUAUGAGGAUGCAAUACAAGAAUAACGAGUUUUUUGAGUUGAUGGAUUUAGACGAUGAUGGAAGGUAUGGGAUGCCCUUCACACCAUUUGUUGGUGUAAAUCACCAUGGGCAAUUGAUUCUUUUGGGGGUUGGGUUGAUUUCCAGCGAUGACAUGGAGAGCUUUAUAUGGCUGUUCCAAACCUGA